CGUAGGUAAAUAGGGUAGAACAAAGCAUUAUGAAAUUCUAAAAUAUUUAACAGUCAAUCAUCUCCUUUUCCUUAACGGGUUCAACACGAAAUUACAAUUAAAGCUGUUCAAGGAAGCUGUUCGAGAGAUCACCCAAAGCAAGAGUAUUUUCAUCGUCAUGAUACUAAGUGUGCUCCUGUUCAAAGUAAUUCUUGUUGCUGUCUUAGGCUUUCUGGAUAAUUGGCACGCGGAUGCGUGUUCAGUUCCUAACAUUCGUGAAAAGGAAGGAAACGAGAUAAAAGUCAUCGAGGUGACCAGCGGUGAGGAUGUUAAACUCACUUGCCAGAUCAGAACCGUUGGUCAGACCUCAAAACCAAGGUAUUACUGGCUCAAAGACAAUCAGACGUUCAGUCCAUCGAGUCAUCAACGUCUGAGGUUAAAACUCUACAGAUCCCUAAAGAUAAAAAGAGCCAAGAAAGAGGACGCCGGCUUCUACACCUGUGUCGCAGUAAAUGACUGUGGCAAGAAUUCUUUUACAAUGCACCUAUUUGUCGGAAAAGUUCAAUGCUCAAAUUCUGUGGCUGUUCUGUGCUUCACAGCUGCUCCAAGAUUUACGGUGAAGCAAAGCAAGAUGAGGCGCAACCUUCUUGCAGUACCCGUUGGAAACUCUUUAAAGCUGGACUGUUCUGCCGACGGAAACCCUCGUCCUACCGUGAAAUGGUACAAAGACGGAAAAUUGAUUAAGGAAAGGAAAGGGGGCAACAAACUGUAUUUGAGUCCAUGGACAACCUUGUUGAGUUUGAAGGACUUGGUUCCCUCUGACACUGGGUCAUACAUGUGUAAUGUGAGCAACUCAUACGGAUGGAUUAAUCAUACAUACAAAGUAGACGUUCAUGAACGAGCUCGUGCUGAACCAGUCGUUCUACCCAUGGAAAAUGUCACAGUUUAUCGAGGAGAGAAUGCCAGCUUAACAUGCAAAGCAUUAAGUGAUUCCAUGCCUCAUUUCCAGUGGUUAAGGUGGUUUCCUGUGCGUUCCAACGGUUCGGCCAACAGUUCGGUAAGCGGUUCAAUUGAAAGUCCUCACUACGAAAUCGUGAAUAAAGAAGACACAGACCAACAUGUAAUUGUGCCACCAAGUGGUGGCAAAAAGUUUGAUUUCCACGGAGUGAAGUUGACUUUGUUAGAUGUCACAAAGAGGGACGAAGGAAAAUACACCUGCAUUGUGGGAAAUGCUGCUGGUCACGCAGUCGAACAUGCUUACAUCAUUGUCCAAAACAUCGAAGCCAAAAUCUGCCAAGCAAACCAGUUUACUUGCGCUGAUAAGAGUUGUAUUUCAUUGUUUCGGAAGUGUGAUGGUCGUAAUGAUUGCCAUGAUAAGUCAGAUGAAAAUGGAUGUCCAACGACGGCCCCUCUGGUUUGUUCAAAAGGAAUGUUUCGCUGUGAUGGAGACUGCAUAAAAGGUUAUUUGCAGUGUGAUGGAAAAAACGAUUGUAGUGAUGGAUUCGAUGAGAGAGGAUGUGAUCCAACGGCUUCACCAACAAAUGUUUCAAGAGGUGAGAAGACUCGCGAUGCUCUUGUCCCCGGAAUCGUCUCGGCAGGCGUGCUAAUUACCGUAGCUGCUUUAUCUUUUAUCUGCUGGCGCUCUCGAUCCCGAACUAAGGAGCCAGUGAACGAUUCAAUUUCAAUGUUAGAACUUGAAUUUGAAUACGACGCGUUCGUUAUUUUCAGCUCCCAAGACUCGGAUUGGGUGACUAAAACUCUAAUUCUAACUUUGGAGGAAAAGCACGGUUUUAAAUGCUGUGUACACUACAGAGAUUUCGUUGUCGGAGUACCUUUUCGUGAAAAUAUGGUUAACAGUGUUUACAAGUCAAGAAAAACGAUAGCUGUCGUGUCUAAUAACUUUUUCAAUAGCAAUUAUUGCGGUUCUGAAAUGGAUUACGCCCUUCACCGACUCAUGGAAAGGAGAGAUAACAGUUUAGUCGUCAUCAAACUUGAUGAUGUGGACAGAGGAAAACUCCCAAAGGAGCUGCGAAAAAGGAGCUUCAUAGACCUUUCAAAGAAUGUUGAAAAGGAACACUGGGAAAGAAAAUUGGUUAAAUGUUUAACGAUCCCUAGCGACUUGUCACAGGAACAGAUUUUGUAACAAGCUUUUUGAUAAUUAGGUUUUAACUACUUUUGUAUGUGCGGUAACUAACUCGAAACGUGGCGAAACUUGUAAUAAUAAUAAUAAUAAU
Messenger RNA from Pocillopora verrucosa, 2213 nucleotides. The record is from RefSeq and is a predicted model, not a curated record. Lineage: Eukaryota; Metazoa; Cnidaria; Anthozoa; Scleractinia; Pocilloporidae.